Molecule: messenger RNA, 5346 nt
Organism: Styela clava
Lineage: Eukaryota; Metazoa; Chordata; Ascidiacea; Stolidobranchia; Styelidae
Biological process (GO): negative regulation of gene expression; protein poly-ADP-ribosylation
Cellular component (GO): cytoplasm; nucleus
Molecular function (GO): transcription corepressor activity; NAD+ poly-ADP-ribosyltransferase activity
Source: RefSeq, a predicted model, not a curated record
ACAUCAAUGAAAAUUAGGAUUACUACAAUGUGAUACAGAAGUAAAAAUACUUUGGCAAUGACUGAAUACAGGGAAUCCAAAUUUCAACACCGCGGUGCGAGGCCCAGAAGAGUUCAUAAGCAAGGCUCUCAAUUAGUAAUCAAUACACAGCGUCUCAGUUUGAAAAAUCAAAGUCAGAAAAAAUCCUACAAUCGACCUAUUGAUGACGAAGAAAUGAGCAAAAUUUGCAACAAACUAUCAGGAAUGGGAGUUGAGAAAAGAUGGAAUCCGACUGGAACCUUCGGAUCGAAAUUUCGUCCUGAGCGUGAUUUGGCCGUAGAGGAGGUGGGACAAAUGAGAAAUUUGGACUCAGACGAGACGGGACGAAUGAAGAAGCAUUUUACAACAAAACUGCAAUGCAUUACAGCCAUGGCGCACUACGAAUCUUACUCGUUGGAAGAAUUACGUUUACUUGAUUUCCUGGCAACUAGCAAAAUGAGAGACGAAAAUGACGAAGAAAAAAUAAAAUAUUUAAGGAAAAUUGGUCGAGAAAGUCAUCGAUUUGAAUCGCCAAAAUUCAUGCAAAAAGAAUGCAAGCUGAAGUGUGCUUGGACAUGCCCUGGUACUGGAACAGUUGACUUCGUUCCUGUGAGAGGAUCAGAGAGUCUGGAUGACGACAACAGUGGAAUGAUACAGGAUGUAACAACAAAACAUCAAAUCAUUACUGCAAUGGAACAAUACAGCAAUAAAUCAUUGGAAGAGUUGAGACUUGAAGAUUACUUACUUGGAUUGGAUCGUAAGAAUGUUUUAGUUUCUGAUGACGAAGAAACUGGUGAUUUUCCCGAAAGAGAUUUUUCAGGCGAAUCAUACAGAGCAGGCGAAGAAGAACUCAAAGAUAUCAGUAUACGGUAUGACGAUGAAGUUUAUGCGUUCGUCAAGCGUGAUGGAAAUAAGAUUCAAGCAAAAGGAAGAGUUAAAUUUAUUGGUCAUUCUCCAACGCAAGUGUUUGGCGAACUUCAUGUUGGCAUGGAACUGGAAAAAAAUGUCGGAGAGAGUGAUGGAAGUUUUGACGAAAUCCGUUUAUUUAAAACUCUUCCAUAUCACGCAAUUAUCGUUCCUCUGCGUAAAGCGAUUCCGGCUAAAGAAUUUAACGAAAUAAUGGGCUCUGAUGACGAGAUGGAGGACAACAAUUCUCAACAAAUUGCAGUCAUUCCACACACCUGGGCAAGAAUGAGUGCCAGGGAUGCAUAUAAGAAAGUGAUUCUGAACACAAGAUCUCAUGAAUACAGAGUAACUGCUCAUAAAUUUAUCUCUAGCGGAGGAAGUAAAAAGAUUGUGCAGAUCGAGCGUAUUCAAAAUGAAAAUUUAUACCACCAAUACAUGGCAAAGAAAUCAGAAGUAGCAAAGAAAAUGAUUUCCAGUGGGAGACAAGUUGAAAGGAAAUUAUUUCACGGAACCGAUGAAGAUGAGAAGAUAAUGCUACAUGGAUUUGACAGAAGUUUCGCCGGCAAAAAUGCUACUGUAUUCGGACGGGGAGUAUACUUUGCAACCACUGCUCAAUAUUCGGACAACUACGCCCUACCAAAUCAGCUUGGGCACCGAAGAGUAUUUCUCGCAGAUGUAAUUACGGGGAACUAUUGUCAGGGCAACAGUUCUUUGAUUACUCCGCCAAUGAGAAAGAGUGGAAUUAAAAAUGACUUAUACGACAGUGUUGUAAACAACGAGCAAUCUCCUACUAUUUUCGUGAUUUUCAAAGAUGCUAGUGCUUAUCCAACACACUUGAUUACAUAUUCAUCUUAAUUUGCAAAUCUAAAAAUGAUCAACAAGAAAACAAAGGACAAACACAUGUAAACAAAAACCGUCGUUGAAGACGAUUUUGCUAAAAUCAGUUCACGGAAAAUCCGCGUUGGCGCAAUUUCAAAUUCUGCUCAAUUCGUCACAUAAGUUUGACAAUAGGAAAACGAUUUAGGAAAUCGUCCCAGAGGCCUAUCUGUGUCUAAUGAUGCCUAUUUAUCCUUCCCUUCCCAGCAAAAAUCAAUGUCAAAGAGUUGUCGUCAAAUUACAUCGCAUUCAUCAAAACAGUGAUCUCUUACACAUUAAAGUCCGAAGAUUGCCCAUAUUUUCAGCACGUUCUCGGCAGUGGCGUAUCUACAUAAAAUUGCGCCCAUGGCAAAAUUUGAAAAUGCGCCCCCCUUGAUAGUUAGUUCACAAUUUAUAAUGACUCUCAUGGGAAUGAGUUAAUUGUACGUUAUUAUUUGAGUAAAACUACAAGUUUCAGGUAUUACCAAUUCGAAAUUAUUUUAUUGAAACAUUUAACGAUUGAAAUAUUUCUCCUUUUUUGCGCCCCUGUCCAAACGGCGCACAUGGCACGAGCCAUGGCUGCCACACCCUAGAUACGCCACUGGUUCUCGGCGAGUUAGUUGCACCUGGUUUUUAAAAAUAUCGAUCUUAAAUCGGAGUCGCAAAUGUGAAUGUUGUUACCGAACUUUUUCGUCAAAUUUCAUCCUUUGCGUCUUCCAAAUCUCUUUAUUCCUCUCUGACUUUUUUUCUAUCGUCAACGGACUCCUGUGCUAUAGUUACGCGUAUCUCACACUCUGGCUUUUUUGUAGAGUUUGAGUAGUUUAUAAUGUAUACAUACAUAAGUAUUAUCAUCACUAUAAUACAUUAUUCAGAAUAAGGACCUAUAAAUAAUAGUAACACUACAGCAAGCACAAACCAAAACUAAGUUCACAAGAACAAAAAAAAUCCUAUAUGAGGAAGAAACAUUCCGUGAAUGGGAAAAGUGGUUUAGCUUAUACAUUGACGAACGAAUUUAGUCGCAUAUAACUGUCAAGGUUUGAUAACAGCGGGUUCACAACCAUGCAAAAAUGUGGGAAGUAAAUGCGCAAUGUCAGCAGAAUUUAUAUCGUUUUACUCCGCAGUUGGAUUUUUUUUAAGUAAUAAUGACGAAGCAACAAAAAAAAAUCGAUGAAUUAAAGUACAAUUUAUCUGACAAUUUGUUAUAUUGAUUCAGAUUUUCAAUAAUUCAUCACGAUUAUAAACAUUGAAAUUAUGGCUUUUUUCCUGUUUGAACUCUUAUAUGGUAAUUCAAAGUACUGAGCCACACAAAACAUUUGCCACAUAUGUCACAAAUGUAUGGAUUUUCUCCGGUAUGGAUUCUCACAUGCACAUUCAAUUUACAAAAUUCGAGUCGCAAACUAACAAAACUAUUCUCAAAAUUGUUAUGUAAAGUGGAAUAUAACAAGACUUUCGUUGUGAUAUAUCAGCGAGACAUCCAUAAUCUUGUGGAUUGAUUGAGUAUCUAAAUAGUUCGCCCAAAAACAUUCAAAAUUUUAAAAAUGUUGUUCCAAGAUAUGCAAAUAUAUUUUUCUUUUUUUACCACUGUUAAACUACAUUGUACCUGUAUCAGAAUCUAAAUUUUUACCCAAAAUUCCAUUAAAAAAGGAAUUGCAGUUUUAUAAACAGUAAUUUAUUUUGCAGUACUAACAUCACAUGCAGGAAUGGUAGUAAAUACAAAUUUUUUAUUUGAAUGCCUUUCUGUAUAAGUGCUAAUAUUAGGUGUGAUGUACAUAAUUGUAUUUAUUGUCAAUAAAAAUAUUUUAUUUUUUAUAUUCUAUACCACCGGUCUUCAACCAGUUGGCCAUGGCCCACUGCUUGAUGACCAGAGAAACAUUUUCAGGUGGUCCACAAAUUUAUUAUUGUUAGACCUAUUGAUAAAUUAGUUAAAUUUAUUUGUAUUAGAAAUGAAUGCUGUUGUUUGCUACCAAAUGGUAAUUUUAAUUAUUAAAGUGAAAGUGCCAAUCUUUGCUUUUUUUCUUGUACUUUUUCCUUGCAUAUGAAAAUUGAGGGCCACAAUUUUUCUGUGCAACGAAAGUGGGCCACAAAAGAAAAAAGCUUGAGAACCACUGUGAUCUAUACUACAUUGUUUUAAAAAAGUUACGCAAAACUAAGGUGACAUUUUUCGUCAUGGCAACGUUAAAAGAAGUAAUUGUUAAAAAGCGUUAGUCGUAAAAUGUUUAAAUGGCAUUUCACCGUAACUCAAUACUGUUAAAAGGUGUCAGUCGUUAAUGUUUUAAGUAACAUUUAAUCUUAAAUUCUGUUAAUUUUGUGUUACUUUUUUAACACCCGGUAUGUAAAACAAUUUUUAUGUGGUGUUGCAAACAUAAAAGCAUUCACCGAGAGAAUAGUUUAUGGAAAAAAAGGCUUUCCAUCGGAGCUGUUGAGCAAUUUCUUGUAAUUAUGUAUAUAUUCAAAUAUUUAAUACCUGCGAAGAAAAAUUAAAAUUAUACACCGUUACUGUACAAAAAUCCGAGGCAACGAAAAAUAGUUAUGUUUUUGGUACAGUACAGGGUCGACAUACAUUUGAAUAUUUUUUGGUUGUUUUUCAGAAAAUUAUGCUCAAAGCAAAGUCGCGUGCCCUCUUUCGGGAGGAUGAUCCUAUCUGAGAAAAGUUACGGCCGACUAAAGUUGACUGACUAUAUAGCUAUAAUAUACAGGGUGUUUCUAAAGUCCUGUAUUAAAUUAGGUAAAAUAACUUUGAUGUGUUUCGUGCAACGAAUGGUGGGUAUAUACAGGGAGUCCAUAAAGUCCCUUUAUAACUUCAAUUUUGUUAUGAAGUCAGUUCUCAAUAUAUGUUAAGCAAGUUUGAUGUUUUUUAAUCAGUAAUUGUUGAAGUAUUUGUACUAUAUUUAAUACAUCUGUGAGGGCCAAAACAAUUCAUGGUAUCGUUAAAUUCCAGUUGGCGUUUUAAUAAAUUUGAAGACGGUAUGGACAACCUUUAUAUAUCGUUUUUUUUUUAAAUUCACCGAAUUAAAUAAAACAAACCUGGCUAAUUAAGAUAUGUUGAGAACUGACUUCCUAACAAAUUUUUGAUAUUGUAACAUGUUUUCAUUAACACUCUAUAUAGGUGACCGUACAUUUGAACCCACGUACAUAUGAACCCAUGUGUAUAUCCGCGGGUUCAAUCUAUAUGCGGGUGCUAAAAACCCAUGGUUUAGGGUUAGUAUGGGUUCAAAUAUCCGUAAAACAAAAAAAAUUCCAUAGGUGCAAUAGUAUGCAGGUACAAUUGUCGUGGGUUCAAAUGUAAUGGAACCAAUCCUAUUAACUGCGAAUAUUAUAUCAAUUUUGUCGUAUGCUCAUUUGAAAAAUAUUUAACUGUCGUGACUCCACCUCCAUCCAAGCAAGUAUAACUUCAACUAAUUUGCAUAUCACGACUAAUUUGCAUAUUACCUUUUAGCGGAUGCAAAUAUCGUAAAGUACAAUAGCUUUUACCUCAUGCUUCAUUUAUUCACCACCCGCGUUUCUCAUGCAAAUGUACAUUUAUCGAUUUUGUAGAAUAGUUUAUUCAAUAAAGUAAGAUCAGCUUUG